Messenger RNA from Quercus robur (English oak), 780 nucleotides. Its product is annotated as putative pentatricopeptide repeat-containing protein At1g12700, mitochondrial. The record is from RefSeq and is a predicted model, not a curated record. The transcript is spliced from 2 exons. NCBI's taxonomy places the organism in Eukaryota, Viridiplantae, Streptophyta, Magnoliopsida, Fagales, Fagaceae. Gene Ontology annotation, molecular function: protein binding. Bases 1 to 780 code for a protein of 259 amino acids.
AUGAAGCAAUUGGAGCCGAAGUCCGGGAUAAGUAGUAGUAGAGAAAAUGUGGAAAUCCAUAGUCAAAAUCAGAAUCAGUUCUUGAGAUUUGUGAGAGAUCAGUGCAAAACUGGAACCAUAAGGAAUCUUGAUCAUGCCUUAGAAUUGUUUGAUAGAAUGCUUCACAUAUGCCCUUUGCCUUUGGUUAGGGAUUUUACACAAUUGUUGGAUUUCGGGUUCUCUGUCUUAGCAAGAAUUUUGAAACUUGGUUACCAACCAAACCAUAUAACUCUGACCACUCUUGUAAAAGGGCUCUGUCUUCAAGGUAACAUUUCUGGAGCUGUUAGGUUGGUAGAAGUACUGGAAAAGAAUGGGUAUGAACCUGAUGCAAUUACUUGUGCAACGAUAAUUAAUGGUUUAUGUAAGAUUGGCGAGACUAAUAUGGCUAUUAGGUUGCUUAGGAAGAUGGAAGAAGGGAAUUUCGAACUUUAUGUGGUGCUCUAUAGCAUUAUCAUUGACAGUUUAUGUAAGGAAAGGUUAGUAACUGAGGUUUUGAACAUUUUAUCUGAAAUGGCGAGUAAAGGCAUUCAACCAAACCUUGUCACUUACACAAGCUUAAUUCAAGGCCUAUGCAAUUUCGGCCGUUGGAGGGAGGUUGCUACUUUGUUGAAUGAGAUGACACAAAGGAAGAUCAUGCCAAAUGUGCAAACCUUUAGCAUAUUGAUGGACACACUUUGCAUGGGAGGGAAAUUGAUGGAGGCAAAAGAAGUUCUUGAUGUGAUGAUUCAAAGAGGCAUUUAG